CCCGGCCGUGCGCGGUGGCGAAGCCGCGGCGGGACUUGCAGUUUGAGGAAUCGGCGGGCCCCGGAGACGCCCCCGGCCCGGGAAACUUGGACCGAGACCAGGAACGGGGGCCUGAGGAUGAAGCUGAGCCCGCCACAUUGGCCCCUGUCCUGCCUUUUUGUGCUGCUGCCUUGGCCUCUGGCCUCUCCACUGUCAACGACCUCGUGGCAGUGCCCACCUGGGAAGGAGCCCAACCUGGACCUGGGGCAGGGCACAUUGUGCAGGUCCUGUCCCCCCGGCACUUUCUCUGCUUCAUGGGGCCCGGGCCCGUGCCAGGUGCACUCCCGCUGCAGCCCUCGAGGGAGGCUGGAGGCCCAGGCAGGCACAGCGACUCAAGACACACUAUGUGGAGACUGCCAGCCUGGGUGGGUUGCCACUUCGGGGGUCCCCCAUGUCCCCUGUCAGCCAUGCUCCUGGACACCUCUGGGUACUCGCAGCUGCUCUGAGCGGGGACGGCGGGCCCGACGUGGCGUGGAGGUAGCAGCAGGGGCCACCCGCGCUGGGGACACGCGGUGGCCUGGGAAUGGCACCCGGGCCGACGGCCCCGAGGAGACGGCGGCCCAGUACGCGGUCAUUGCCAUCGUGCCUGUCUUCUGCCUCAUGGGGCUGCUGGGCAUCCUGGUGUGUAACCUGCUCAAGCGGAAGGGCUACCACUGCACGGCCCACAAGGAGGUCGGGCCCGGCCCUGGAGGUGGAGGCAGCGGGAUCAACCCCGCCUACAGGGCUGAAGAUGCCAACGAGGACACCAUCGGGGUCCUGGUCCGCCUGAUCACAGAGAAGAAAGAGAAUGCUGCGGCCCUGGAGGAGCUGCUGAAGGAGUAUCACAGCAAACAGCUGGUGCAGACCAGCCACAGGCCUGUGCCCAGGCUGCCGCCAGGCCCCCCCAGCACGCCACACAUCUGCCUGCAUCGCCACCACCUCCACACCGUGCAGGGCCUGGCCUCGCUCUCCGGCCCCUGCUGCUCCCGCUGUAGCCAGAAGAAGUGGCCUGAGGUCCUGCUGUCCCCUGAGGCCGCAGCUGCUGCUGCCCCCACUCCCCGACUCCUGCCCAACCCGGCCAGGGCUCCCAAGGCGGGGGCCAAGGCAGGACGCCAGGGCGAGAUCACCAUCUUGUCUGUGGGCAGGUUCCGAGUGGCCCGAAUUCCGGAGCAGCGGUCAAGUUCAGCAGCCUCUGAGGUGAAGACUAUCACGGAGGCCGGGCCCUCGGGGGGUGACCUCCCUGAUUCCCCACAACCCGGCCUCCCCACUGAGCAGCAGGCCCUGCUGGCAAGUGGUGGAAGCCAUGCUAAGUGGCUGAAGCCCCUGGCAGAGAACAAGGCUGAGGAGAACCGCUAUGUGGUCCGGCUAAGUGAGAGCAACCUGGUUAUCUGAUGGUCUGCCUCAGCUGAGGACACUGCGGCCCUGUCCUGGGAGGUUCUGAAGGCUUCCUGGAGGAGGCAGAGCUGCAGCUGGGCCCAUAAGGAUCAAGAAGCAACGGUCCAGCAGACAGAAGAGCAAAGGCCAAGGCCUGGAGGUGGGAGUGUCCGCCCCCGUGCAGAGGCCGGUGCUGGCGGGUGCUGCGUGCAGGAGCAGGUUGAGCGCCCCUCCCCUGCCCCUGUGCCUUGCCCUGAUCCUAGGACCCUGCAGGAUCCUCUGUACCAGGUGGCUAGGCCUUGGCAGUGCGGAGGGGCCCUCUGCCUGGCACCCCGGCCCCACACCUUGGUAAUCUACUGCCCCCGCCCUCUGUGCAGGGCCCUAGCGUGGACCUCUCCCUCCUCUUCCAGUGGCCCCAUGAAGGGAAGAGGCAACAAAAAGCCGUGGGCUGGAGACUGAGUUCCCUGGUUCUAACCGUGGGCAAGUCCCUGGCCAUCACCUGGUUACCGUCCUUCUGACCGUGAAGUGGGGAGAGAAAGGUGUCUCGGGGCCCAGGGCUUCUCUGGUUCCUUGCAGGCUCUGGCCUGGGUCGUGUGCGGGGAGAGCUUGACUCCUUGCCACCCCUCCCAUUAGUAGCUUUAUCUAUGGCCCCCUUUUUGCGGCUUCCAGGGCCUGUGCCUUCAGGCCCCCAUGGGGCUGCCCAUCCCUGGCUCUGCCUACGGAAGGGGCUUAAUGCAUGUAUCUGCCCCCCUCCCUAUUUUUAUUGAAAUUGGAACCACAGUCUCGACCUGGGUAGGGCUGUGAUACAGGGUGCCAGCCUGCAUAGCCACCCCAAGAUCUCAGGAGCAUUCAGGGAGAGGGGUGUGUGCGGGGCUGGAGAGGCACCUCUGGCCUCGGUGGUUUGUGUGUCCCUGUGGUGUUGGUGUCUGUCCCCCAGCUGGUCAGUGCGGGCGACUGCCCAGCCCAGCUCCUUUGUCCACUCUAGCCCAGUGACCUGGUUAUUUAUGUGGGGCCGUGCAGGCAUGGGCCCCACUGCCAUCCCCAUUUCUCUUAUUUAUUGAAAAUUUGCUGUUGUCCUGUCCUUGUCUACAUUCCCAUCCAUUUAUUGGAUAAUAAAAGGUGGGAAAGUGG
This is a messenger RNA of Callorhinus ursinus (northern fur seal), 2523 nucleotides long. It is a transcript of the gene RELT, whose product is annotated as RELT TNF receptor. Gene Ontology annotation, molecular function: protein binding. The record is from RefSeq and is a predicted model, not a curated record. NCBI's taxonomy places the organism in Eukaryota, Metazoa, Chordata, Mammalia, Carnivora, Otariidae. Gene Ontology annotation, biological process: amelogenesis; apoptotic process.